AGAGGUAUGUGACAGACAGGUGUAUUUCUGUUCCUCAUUAAAGCAGGAGGUGGGGGGACAGGGUACAAACACUGUGAUACCUGAAGCAAGUCAGACUGUGAACCAUGGCACUGCAAGGCAACCUGUUCUCUCUCCUGGCUUUGCUGCUGUUACCAACAGAAUCACAACCCCAGACUGCCUGUGGACAGGCUGUACUUAACAACAGGAUCGUCGGGGGCCAGUCUGCCCAGCUGGGGUCCUGGCCCUGGCAGGCCAGUCUGCGUCUGAAUGGGAAGCACACAUGUGGGGGGACCCUCAUCAACAGCCAGUGGGUGCUGACUGCAGCGCACUGCUUUUCAAGCCCCAUAACUCUGAGUCAGUGGACAGUGUAUCUGGGAGUGACAGACACGGGCUCUAGCACCAACACAGUGUCCAGUGGGGUCCAGCAGAUCAUCAAGCAUCCAAACUAUGACUCCUCAACCAACAACAAUGACCUGACCCUGAUGAAACUGAGCAGUUCUGUCUCCUUCAACAACUACAUCCAGCCCGUCUGUCUGGCUGAUACCAGCAGCACCUUCUACAAUGGGACCAGCUGCUGGGUCACUGGCUGGGGAGACACAGUUGAAGGUGGGACAACUCUACCCUCGACCCUGCAGGAGGUCCAGCUGCCCAUCAUUGGGAACAGGCAGUGUGGGUGUCUGAAUGAUGUGGUCUUCGGAGCGAACAGUGUCACUGGCAACAUGAUCUGUGCGGGAGUGCUGCAGGGGGGCAAGGACUCCUGCCAGGGAGACUCAGGGGGUCCCCUGGUCUGCAAGCAGGGCUCUGCCUGGGUUCAGGCUGGUAUUGUGAGCUUUGGAAAGGGCUGUGCUCGUCCCAAUCUCCCAGGAGUGUACACCAGGGUGUCCCAGUACCGGGACUGGAUUAACGGACAAGUGGGGUCGGGAGCCACAGGCUUUGUGACCUUCACCUCCAGUGGCACAGACGCUGACAGCAGCUUCACCUGUGGUGCCACAGCAGCAGUGCCCACUGCCAUCCCCACGACUGCAGGCCCCAGCCAAGUCUGCGGGAGGCCCAGACUCAACACGCGCCUCCUUGGGGGUCAGUCAGCUGCAGAUGGGUUCUGGCCCUGGAUGGCCAGCCUGCAGAGGAAUGGAAGUCAUGUGUGUGGAGGGACCCUCAUCGCCAGCGACUGGGUGAUGACAGCUGCACAAUGCUUACCCAGCUCUGUGAACACCAGUGAAUGGAGAGUGUUUCUGGGCAGGCAGAACCAGACAAGCUCCAACACCUUAGAGAAAUCCACUGGAGUCCUGAACGUUUUCACCAGCAGCCUUAGUGGCACCAACAUCGCCCUCCUGAGACUGGACACCAAUGUCUCCUUCACAGACUACAUCCUGAGCGUCUGCCUGGCAGGGGCAGGAAUCACAUUCACCCCUGGCACUCAGUGCUGGGUCACCGGUUGGGGCAACACAACUGCUGCGCUCCUUCAGGAAAAAAGUACAACAAUCGUCCAGUGUAACAACGGGUCUUCAGCUGACACCAUCUGUACUUCUCCUCUGGACCUGGAGCAGGGAGACACAGGAGGCCCCCUGGUCUGCAAACGGAACUCCAUUUGGAUUCAGGCCAGUGUGAUUGUCCCUGGCAACAGCAUCACGCGCGCUCUCUCAACAACGUCGUUCAUAACGGUCUCACGUUACGCGAGCUUCCUGCAGGCGACUGUGGGCUCCAGAGUUCCCCUCAUCUCCAAAAGCAGCCCCAGUGCCCGCUUCACCCCCUUCACCCACACAGUCCUCCUCCUGGCUGCACUCCACCUUCUGCUGGCUGCCUGGAUCUCCACAUUCUUGUCCAGCUCUGUUCCGUGGAGGAGCUCUAUAGUGGGUGGUCAGGAUGCAAAGGAGGGACAGUGGCCCUGGCAGGUCUACAUCCACAUCCAGGUGAACCACAAUGCGGCCACAUUCUGUGGGGGCUCCCUGAUCAGUAAGCAGUGGGUUAUAACUGCAGCGCACUGCUUCCCCAAAUCAUUUCGCCACUUUCUCAAAUUUUACCUUGUGAGGCUGGGGGCGUACAAGCUGGACCGACCCUCCAAACACGAGGUCAAGAAAAGCAUUAAGAAGGUCGUCCUCCACGAGCAGUACGAGAAAGCAGAAGACGGCUUUGACAUCGCCCUGGUGCAGCUGGACAGCGAGGUGUCCCUCUCUCCUUACAUCAGUCCUGUCCAGCUCGCCAAGCCCAACGAUGUCUUCACAGAGGACACAGAGUGCUGGGCCACCGGGUGGGGGAUGACUAAAGAGAAUGGAUCCAAGUCUGAGAUUUUGCAACAGGUUCAACUCCCUGUCAUAGCGAACCGGCGCUGCCAGGAGCUGCUUGCCAGCCACCGAGAAAUAAAAGGCAAAUACAAGAUCAGGCCAAACAUGAUGUGUGCCGGAUAUGAGGAGGGAGGGAAGGACACCUGCAUGGGCGACUCUGGAGGCGCACUGGUCUACAAGAAGGGGCAACACUGGGUCCAGGCUGGAAUCGUCAGCUUUGGACUAGGUUGCGCUAAGCCCAAGUCCCCCGGCAUCUACACCCAGGUCCCCAGCUUCAGGGACUGGAUAAACAAGCACAGCGGAAUCUGAGGCCUGGGCACAGCGCCCCUCACAUGGUCCGCUGGCUCCCUGCUGCUAGAGGGAGAGAGUGAAACGAGAAGGAACAACACAGCUGAGGGGCGAGAAGAAUGCCGGAAGCAGACAGGACAGAAGGAA
Lepisosteus oculatus (spotted gar) is the source of this 2717-nucleotide messenger RNA. Its product is annotated as prostasin-like. The record is from RefSeq and is a predicted model, not a curated record. Gene Ontology annotation, molecular function: serine-type endopeptidase activity. Gene Ontology annotation, biological process: proteolysis. NCBI's taxonomy places the organism in Eukaryota, Metazoa, Chordata, Actinopteri, Semionotiformes, Lepisosteidae.